AUGCAGGCGGAUGCCGACCACACGCUGGCAGAAGUGCUGCCGCUGCAGCAUGCGCUGGAUGAGAUUGACGCAGAGCGCCUCUCCAAGGGCGGCUCCUUUGCCACCGGCGCCCAGACCGCGGUGCCGGGCGAGUCGGCCUGCAACGAGGUGCUGAACCACUGCUAUGAGCUGCUGGCUGACUGCGGGCGCAAGGCGCAGGAUGUGUCUCCGGAGAUGAAGGCAAGCUGCAGAGCGGAUGUGUAUGACCAGCUGCGGCGCAUCAAGAAUGCGCUGCGCAGGCUGCUGGGCAAGCGGCACCACACGGCUGAGGACCUCAGGCACUACCAGAGCCAGUUGGAGAAGAUCGAUGGGGAGCGCAAGGACGGCGUGUUCUGUGGAGACCUGGAGGCAAGAGCCCUGCAGGCUGCUGCCGCCUGCUGCCCGAAGGGCAUCAUUCCACACGGCCAGGCGGCAGCCUCCGGCCUGCUGGAUGAGUGCUACGACCUGAUUGAGCAGCUGGCUGGCAGCGCGGAGGACAUGAGCCCGGAGAUGCGGGAGAUACUGGGGCAGCUGGAGCAGUACAGGCACGAGCUGGAGGGCAUGCUGCGGCGGCAGCGCACACACGAGGAGCUGCGGGAGGUGCAGGAGAAGCUGGAUGCAGUAGACGACGAGCGGCAGGCGCACGCCGGCAUCUUUGCGCACCACGCCGCCGAGGCUGGCAAGCCCCCGCCGGGCCAGGACGUGCUGCUGCAUGACCUGUAUGCUGACAUGGCGGCGGCGGAGCAGUGA
Chlorella variabilis is the source of this 768-nucleotide messenger RNA. RefSeq lists its product as hypothetical. Gene Ontology annotation, cellular component: nucleus; cytoplasm. The coding region runs from base 1 to 768 and encodes 255 amino acids. The transcript is spliced from 10 exons. NCBI's taxonomy places the organism in Eukaryota, Viridiplantae, Chlorophyta, Trebouxiophyceae, Chlorellales, Chlorellaceae. The record is from RefSeq and is a predicted model, not a curated record.